AUGCCAACGACUUCAUCUACUACGUCAUUAUCGCCAUGUUCGAUGGCAGAGAAUAGGGGAAAAUAUAUUGUAGGAGUAUGUGCUAUGGAUAGAAAAGCUAGAUCAAAGCCUAUGCGAUAUAUACUUAAUCGAUUACUUAUGCAUGGGGAUUUCGAAAUUGUCAUAUUUGGUGAUAAAACUAUUUUAGAUGAAGAGGUCGAAAAUUGGCCUGGUUGUGAUUUCUUGAUUUGCUUCUUUUCAGGUGGAUUCCCACUUGAUAAAGCCAUCGCCUAUACAAAAUUAAGAAAACCAUACUGUGUCAAUAACGUAGUCAUGCAAUCAUUAUUAUGGGACAGAAGAGUUGUAUUAUCCGUUCUGGAUGCGAUUGGUGUACCUACACCACCAAGAUUAGUUAUCUCUAGAGAUGAUGGAGCAAAAGUAGAUCCUGAAGCGGCCUCUGCAUUCAAAUCAUGUACGGGUAUGGACAUGGACCGUGUCUUGGCAAGAUAUGCUACCAACACAGAAUCAAUUCAUAUCGAUGAUCAUUAUAUCGAAGUCAAUGGUGAACGAUUAGAAAAGACCUUUAUUGAAAAACCUGCUGACGGUGAAAAUCACAAUAUAAACAUUUAUUAUUCUGAAAAGAGAGGAGGUGGUGGAAGAAGGUUAUUCCGUAAGAUUGGAAAUAAAUCAAGCGAAUUUGAUCCGGAUUUAAAAACUCCACACGAUCAAGGCUCUUGGAUUUAUGAAAAACUAAUGGAAACUGAAAAUUGUGAGGAUAUCAAACUUUAUACAGUCGGUCCUCAAUUUGUCUAUGCGGAAACAAGAAAAUCACCUACUGUAGAUGGCCAUGUCAGACGUAACACGGAUGGAAAAGAAAUUCGUUAUCGCGUAAAGUUAACACAGGAAGAAGAAGAUAUCGCCAGAAAGGUAUCAAAGGCAUUUGGACAAACAGUCUGUGGAUUGGAUAUUCUUCGCGUUCAAGGGAAAUCAUAUGUCAUUGAUGUCAAUGGAUGGAGCUUUGUAAAAGGAAAUGACUUUUAUUAUGAUCAGUGCGCCAAAAUAUUAAAGGAGAUCUUUUAUCGUUCUGUACAAGAGAGACCCCUUUCACUCGCAGAUCAUAUUCCUCCCGAGAUAUCUCCCGAGAAUUCUUGGAGACUCAAAGGGUUCGUUGCUGUCUUUAGACACGGCGAUCGUACACCAAAGGAAAAAAUGAAAAUGUCCAUCAUGGAGCAACCAUUUAUCGAUUUACUACAAGGCUCAACAAGAGAAGUUGUAUUUAGACAAAAGCACCAAUUAGAGUCAGUUAUGCAGGCAUUAGAUGUCUGUCUUGAAAACUGCCCUGAUGAACAACAAAUGAAUAAGCUGUUGGCAUUGAAGGAAGUCUUGGAGAAGAAGCACGAUUUACCAGGCACAAAGGUUCAAUUAAAACCCAAGUUUGAUAGGGAAACAAAGAAAUUGCUUAAAGUUCAAGUGAUUGUGAAAUGGGGAGGAGAGUUUACUCACGCUGGUCGUCAUCAAUCUAAAGAUUUAGCAGAAAACUUGAGAAAGGAUAUGAAUAUUUUAAACAGACAAGUGUUGGAGGACGUAAAGAUAUUCAGCAGUUCAGAGAGACGAGUGAGAGAUACUGCUCAAGUUUUUGCUCGAUGGUUCCUAGGGGAUCCUGAAACACUAGAAGGGGUUAUCUCAGAAAGUAAAUAUUUACUUGAUGAUAGCAAUGCAGCCAAGGAACAAUCGGAUGCAGUGAAGAAACAAUUAAAAAAUCUGUUGAAACCAGGCAACAAUAUUCCAGAGUGGAUGCUCGCUCAAGUCGGCUGGGACGCCAAAUUACCACAGCCUUAUAUCAUCCUUCAGGAAGUAUCAGAAAUGAUGACACGCAUGCAAUUUAUCAUGAGAGAUAAUUGGUCAACCUUGGAUGUCGAUAACAUCCAAAGACGUUGGUGUUGCUUUGACUCUCCCAACCUGUUCAAGGAAAGAUGGGAACGUAUGUUUAGACAGUUUACAAAUGAAGACGCUGGCUUUAGCUAUCCAGAUCCUUCAGCCAUACCAGCCUUAUAUGAUUCAUUAAAAUACGACUCUCUUCACAACAGAACCUUCUUGGAGACUAUCUUUGGGCAUCCUGAGGACAGCAACAAUGACCUGUUAAGGAAACUGUAUAGAAACGUUAAAAUCAUGUUUGACUUUGUUGCUCCUCAAGAAUUUGGCAUUUCUGAUAAUGAAAAGAAAAAUAUCGGUAUGCUCAUUAGCUUUCCUCUGUUAAAAUCUAUAUUAAAUGAUUUGGAUGAAAUGCAAUUCUCUGAUAAUCCGAGGACAAGACUCUAUUUCACUAAAGAAUCGCAUGUACAUGCAUUACUUAACCUGGUAUAUCUAUCCGGUGUACCUACAAAAGUACCCAAAAAUACUCUACCUGAAUUAGACUUCUUGACACAAAUCACAUUUGAACUGUAUGAGAGAAAUAGACAAGAAAAAGAAUAUUCUCUACGUAUCGGAUUCAGUUCAGGUGCUCACUAUGACAGCGUACUUGAUCUAAAAAUGGAUGCUGAACACUGUUUAAAGGUGGCACCUAGAAGAAAUUUGAUUCCACACUUGUCACUAGAAGAAGUCCUUACUUACCAUAAAGGGUAUUUAAAUGUACCUAAUCUAAAAAGUAUUGAAGAACAAAUAGAAGAAAGAAGACUGUAUUAUGCACAAGAAGACGACCAAUAA
Molecule: messenger RNA, 2682 nt
Organism: Rhizopus microsporus ATCC 52813
Lineage: Eukaryota; Fungi; Mucoromycota; Mucoromycetes; Mucorales; Rhizopodaceae
Product: cortical actin cytoskeleton protein asp1
Exons: 8
Coding region: 1-2682 (893 amino acids)
Biological process (GO): inositol metabolic process; inositol phosphate biosynthetic process
Cellular component (GO): cytosol
Molecular function (GO): inositol hexakisphosphate kinase activity; 5-diphosphoinositol pentakisphosphate 1-kinase activity; diphosphoinositol pentakisphosphate kinase activity
Source: RefSeq, a predicted model, not a curated record